CGCGCGCGGCGGGGGCGGGCUCAGGCCAGAGCGGAGCUGCAGCCUCGGAGCCGGACGUGUCCGCGAAGAUGGCGGGCCGGAGCAUGCAAGCUGCAAGAUGCCCUACUGACGAACUGUCUUUAAGCAACUGCGCAGUCGUGAACGAGAAGGACUACCAGUCUGGCCAGCAUGUGAUGGUGAGGACGUCCCCCAACCACAGGUACAUAUUUACGCUGAGGACCCACCCAUCUGUGGUUCCAGGAAGCAUCGCCUUCAGCUUACCUCAGCGAAAAUGGGCUGGACUUUCUAUCGGGCAGGAAAUAGAAGUGACAGACUUCCUUGCCAUGUUUCCUGCCUCUCCUAUCAUCGAAAGGCCUAAGCGCAUCCAAAACGUUGCUUGUGACUUAGCGCUUGGUACUAACAGUGGCUUGCACAUCAUCAUCUUUGAUGAAAUCGAUGCCAUCUGCAAGCAGAGAGGGAGCAUGGCUGGUAGCACUGGAGUCCAUGACACGGUUGUCAACCAGCUGCUGUCCAAGAUCGAUGGCGUCGAGCAGCUGAAUAACAUCCUCGUGAUUGGAAUGACCAACAGACCAGAUUUGAUUGAUGAGGCUCUCCUCCGACCUGGAAGACUGGAAGUUAAAAUGGAGAUAGGCUUGCCAGACGAGAAGGGUCGGCUGCAGAUCCUUCACAUCCACACAGCAAGGAUGAGAGGGCAUCAGCUACUGUCUGCGGAUGUGGACAUCAAGGAGCUGGCAGUGGAGACUAAGAAUUUCAGUGGCGCUGAGCUGGAGGGCCUGGUGCGAGCAGCGCAGUCCACAGCCAUGAACAGGCACAUAAAGGCCAGUACGAAAGUGGAGGUAGACAUGGAGAAAGCAGAGAGCUUGCAAGUGACAAGAGGGGACUUCCUUGCUUCUUUGGAGAACGACAUCAAACCAGCAUUUGGCACAAACCAAGAGGAUUAUGCAAGCUACAUCAUGAAUGGAAUCAUCAAGUGGGGCGACCCUGUGACCCGUGUUCUGGAUGAUGGAGAGCUGCUGGUCCAGCAGACUAAGAACAGUGACCGUACACCACUGGUUAGCGUCCUUCUGGAAGGCCCUCCUCACAGCGGGAAGACUGCCCUCGCUGCAAAGAUUGCAGAGGAAUCCAACUUCCCCUUCAUCAAGAUCUGCUCCCCUGAUAAAAUGAUCGGCUUCUCUGAGACAGCCAAGUGUCAGGCCAUGAAGAAGAUCUUCGAUGAUGCUUACAAAUCUCAGCUCAGCUGUGUGGUCGUGGAUGACAUCGAGAGACUGCUUGAUUAUGUCCCCAUUGGUCCCCGGUUCUCCAACCUGGUGUUGCAAGCUCUUCUUGUGUUGCUGAAAAAGGCGCCUCCUCAGGGCCGCAAGCUUCUCAUCAUCGGGACCACCAGCCGCAAAGAUGUCCUGCAGGAAAUGGAGAUGCUUAAUGCCUUCAGCACCACCAUCCAUGUGCCCAACAUUGCCACUGGGGAGCAGCUGCUGGAAGCUCUGGAGCUUUUGGGCAACUUUAAAGAUAAGGAACGCACCACAAUUGCUCAGCAAGUCAAAGGGAAGAAAGUCUGGAUAGGAAUCAAGAAGUUACUAAUGCUGAUUGAGAUGUCCCUGCAGAUGGACCCCGAGUACCGUGUGAGGAAAUUCUUGGCCCUCCUGAGAGAAGAAGGAACUAGUCCCCUGGACUUUGACUGAAGGACAGAGUGCUUACAACAGUGACCAGGGGAGGUGACCAAGGUGAAGCUGGCCUGGGAUCGUCACUCACCAUACCCAAGACACCGGACUCAGUGAAGCGUUCUCCACCCUCAGUGCCCUCGCCCUGCAUGAUUAGUGCGGCAAACUCCCUCGUGCUUUUUGAGACGGCCUAGUGUUUCCUGGACUGCUGUGCUUCCCGCCCGUGCUCGCUAAGGUGAUCCCUGCCUACGGGGAAGGCAGGCUGCACUUGUGCACUUUGCGCAUGCUGCGCUUCCUGCCACGCCCACCCUGGAAACACUUGGCCUACCAGAAGGUAGGCUUCCUGUGACCAAGAGCAAAGGUAGAGGCUCCGAGGGUUUCACUCAGCGCUGCGGAUCUGGUGAAACGGUUCCCUCGCAGAGUAGGUCACUAUCUUUGCCUCAAGAAGCAGGCUUUGACUAUCUGAGAUGCUGGUCUCAAUCGUUUUCAGAGAUAUUUCCAAAUUGCAAUCAGGAGAGCUUUUCUAAUCAGAAAUCAGAUCAUUCCUGGGGUGGCUGUGACAGGCCCUGAGCGUAAUUCAUUUGCUCUGUGGUAGGAGAUAGGCUAAUCAUUUAACAGCAUCACUUGGUAGAUGCUGUUAAAACCUUCUGAAAGACACAUACGGAAAGCUGUGCAUCCCUAAACAGAAAAAAAAAAAAUACUAAAAUAAUUUACAAGCCUCUCAGCGCUAAUUAGUGUCCAACUCUAAGUGGGUCAGCUCCUUAGGAUGACGUCAGAGGCUCAUUAGUGCCAUACUCUCCUUUUUCCUCAGCCUAAUGACUUAUAAUAAUUUAUCCUCCCCAUAUCUCAAGUGAUCAGUAACGUCUGAAGCACAUAAAUAAAACACUAUGAACUAGCAAAACAAGCCACCUCCCAACCCUCUCCCUCAGACCUUGACUAUCCAUUCCAGGGUCCUCAGCACACUUCUUCCAAAAGAGGAGGACCUCACCCCGCCUUUUGGAGGGUGGUUUGUCUAAUCAGUGGGUUAGAAGGAAUUUAAUUAGGUCGUCAUUCAUGGAGACGAGUCUUAGGGAGCGCGCCACUCUCCCCGCUGCUGCUUAAAACGUGAAGGCAGCCCUCAGAGGCUUGCUGCGGCAGGGCGGCUGGGCGCACCCCGUCUCCUGAUCUUGCUAUCUGUAUACUUUGUUUUGCGUUUUCAUCCCUGGCUUAUUUCGUGGCUUUGAAAGAGUGGACUGUGUCGUGAAGCUGUGAUUCCUGUGGCCAGUACCGUGCGUGGCUCCUGUCUGUCACCAUGGUCCCUGUUGUCUGCGGUCCUGCCUUUCUCCUCCCAAAGUCCUCCAUGGAGUAACUUAUGUUUCUUGUUCAGUGAAGUUAGUGUCUUGUGUUUUUGUCCAAAAUUAUAUUGAAAAAGAUAAAUAUUAUAUUGUGUAAUGCAAAUUGAAGGAAUGCAAUAAAGAGUAAAUAUACUUGAAA
Psammomys obesus (fat sand rat) is the source of this 3131-nucleotide messenger RNA. It is a transcript of the gene Nsf, whose product is annotated as N-ethylmaleimide sensitive factor, vesicle fusing ATPase. Lineage: Eukaryota; Metazoa; Chordata; Mammalia; Rodentia; Muridae. The record is from RefSeq and is a predicted model, not a curated record. The transcript is spliced from 17 exons. Gene Ontology annotation, biological process: Golgi to plasma membrane protein transport; SNARE complex disassembly; intra-Golgi vesicle-mediated transport. Gene Ontology annotation, cellular component: Golgi stack. Gene Ontology annotation, molecular function: ATP binding; ATP hydrolysis activity. The coding region runs from base 69 to 1679 and encodes 536 amino acids.